Molecule: messenger RNA, 1188 nt
Organism: Naegleria gruberi
Lineage: Eukaryota; Heterolobosea; Eutetramitea; Acrasida; Naegleriidae
Exons: 2
Coding region: 1-1188 (395 amino acids)
Source: RefSeq, a predicted model, not a curated record
AUGAAUGCAGGAUCAAUUAUCGAUUAUCCAUGGUCGCUACUGUCCAAGGACAAGACAGAGGAAGGUAUUAAUAUUAAUAACCUAUUAUUAAGUAAUCCCCCACCAUCUAGAAGAAGUAUUACUCCUGUAAACAAUCUAUUGGUGUUUAGUACCCCUAAUGUAGAUAGUACUGCUAAUACUUCUCUUGGUUCUUCAGUGCUCUUAAUUCUUCCUCUUACUUCUUCCUCUGCUACUAGUGCUGCUAUUGUUGAUUUGAAUAGUGUUGCUGAACUACCACCUCCUCCUACUCCUCCUCCUACUAUUUCUGUUGAUUUGAAUAGUACUGGUGGUACUGUUAAUCCUACCUCCUCUGCUGUUAGUGUUGUUGUUGCUACUCCUGUUGUUGGUUUGGGUAGUAGUACUCUUCCUACUGAUUCUUUUGUUGGAAAUUUGAACAGUAAUACUACUAUGGUUGAGUCUACUCCUUUCGUUAGAGGUAAUGAUAAAUCAAACGAGUUGGGUGAUCCUUCAACUACUAUUGAUGAUGGUCCAAUUGUUGUUGAAGAGCCUACUUCUUUGAGUAGUGCUCAUUUGCAUAUUGUUACUGCUCUCUUUCAGGGUACUGACAUCUAUGUGCCAACCUCCAGCAAGCCAUACUGGGCAUUCAGAGCAGUAGAAGCAAAACGAUUAAUUGAUAACAAUUUUGCAUUAGCCCAACAUAAUGCCUACUUGGAAAAACAAGUUAAAGAAGAUUCAAUCUUUCAAGACAGUAUUACCAAACUUGUGGAAGCAAAAAACGCUUCUAGAAAAAACACUUCACCAAUAGUUACAACAGUUGAUCUAAUGUUUGAUGGUAUGACUAGAACUGUUUCCCAUGAAGAAUUCGAAAAGUUCAAAAAUAGUAGCAAAAUUAAUGAAACAAUUGAUCAAGUGAUGCAAUGGUUUGAUUUGGUUGAGGAUGAUUUGAAAUCCAAGAAGAAGGAAUUUGAUACCUUUCUAUUACAGUACAAGGGAUGUAAAAUGGCAGAUAGUACCAUCAGAAAUAGAGUUCCCUAUGCUAGAAAGAGGGAUGCUGCAUUGGCAUCUUCUUCCACAGGCACUUCCGAACCACCCAAAAAGGCCAGAAAAAAGUCACCAAACUCUGCCUCUAGUUCUUCUGAUGAUGGUGGUGAUGCACAUUCACCUGCAAGUAAUGCUCCUCAUCAAUAG